GCGAGAUGCCAGGAACGGCACAUGUCUUGCUCGAGUGAUCCCACCCAGAGUUCUGUUGUUGUUUAGGUGACCAUGUUUGUAGCCCGCUUUUGCCAGAUUUGGAUCUGACGUGCACCAUGAAUACCAAGUCAUCGUGACACAACGUUGGCGCCCGGUCUAUUAUCCCGCACCUCAUUUAGGGGGGAGUGGGAGAGACAUCGUGCGACGGCGGCUUCUCCCCCCCAUGCCGCACCAUGAAGACCGAGCCCGAACUGCAGGCGAAACAGCCAUGGGAGCAUGGCAGCCCAAAGCGGCCCUAGAGAAACAGAAGUCCGAGCCUCCUCGACCAGUUCGUCUGAUUUUGGGGGGGGGGGGGGGGGGGGGGGGGCAGACGAGAGGCCAGCCAAGUCCAAGACGAACCAGACCCGUCCCAUUCAACGGGAGAGGCGCAGGAUUGGCGCCCGCCCGUGGAAGAUCGUCGGCACGCCAUCCCAUCAACCUCUUUCGCUCUCUCGUAUCUGCCGGCAUCAGGGCGGGCCAGGCUGGUGACAAGAGAAUUCCCAGAAAGGGCGUCAAUAUCACGCGACACCGGGCCUUCAUCCAGGUGCCGGCCAAGGAAACCUUACCGCUUUCAGGAAGUCUGCGGAAGACACAGCAGCCCUGCCAUCGCGACGGCAAAGGCUUGCGUCGGGGCUACGCCGCGAUCUCCAAGCCACCGGUGCCGUCCUCGAGCCGCCCUCACUCCAAAGAUAGAAGCAAGUGAUGGCUGUCGGGACAGGAGAAUGAUUUUUAUUUAUUUAUUACUAUUGUAUCUUGGAGAAAAAUAUGAG
Messenger RNA from Colletotrichum navitas, 809 nucleotides. RefSeq lists its product as uncharacterized. The record is from RefSeq and is a predicted model, not a curated record. The transcript is spliced from 3 exons. Bases 224 to 742 code for a protein of 172 amino acids. Lineage: Eukaryota; Fungi; Ascomycota; Sordariomycetes; Glomerellales; Glomerellaceae.